Molecule: messenger RNA, 858 nt
Organism: Pteronotus mesoamericanus
Lineage: Eukaryota; Metazoa; Chordata; Mammalia; Chiroptera; Mormoopidae
Gene: C8G
Product: complement C8 gamma chain
Exons: 7
Coding region: 127-768 (213 amino acids)
Biological process (GO): complement activation
Cellular component (GO): blood microparticle; extracellular exosome; membrane attack complex
Molecular function (GO): complement binding
Source: RefSeq, a predicted model, not a curated record
CUCUGAGCUGGGGCUGGGGGAGACCGGACUGGACUUCCUGGGCGGCCUGGACUGUGGACUCCGACCCAGCACGUGGCCGCCCUGUCCUUGGCUCCCCUCAGUCCUGUCCCUGUCGCUGCCUCCGCCAUGCUGCCUCCCAGGACUGUGCUUUUCUCGAUGGCAGUUUUGGCUGCUGGCGUCCUGGGUCAGAGGGCUCGGAGGCCCCCCCGGCCCCCGUCCCCCAUCAGCGCCAUCCUGCCCAAGGCCGACUUCGACGCUCAGCAGUUUGCAGGGACGUGGCUCCUGGUAGCCGUGGCUGCCUCGUGUCGCUUCCUGCAGGAGCAGGGCCACCGGGCUGAGGCCACCACGCUGCACGUGGACCCGCAGGACACGUUCAUGGCUGUCAACACCUUCCGAAAGCUGGAUGGCAUCUGCUGGCAGGUGCGGCAGCUCUACAGAAGAACAGAGGCCCCAGGCCGCUUCCGGCUCCAAGCUCGAGGCGCCAGUGGGGAGGUGCUCGUGGCCGUGGGGGAGACGGACUACCGCAGCUUCGCCAUCCUGUACCUGGAGCGGGCGCGGCGGCUGACGGUGAAGCUGUACGCCCGCUCACUCCCUGUGGACGACUCGGUGGUGGACAUGUUUGAGCAGCGGGUCCAGCAGGCCAACCUGACCCAAGACCACGUCCUGUAUUUCCCCAAAUACGGUUUCUGUGAGGCCGCAGACCAGUUCCACGUCCUGGACGAAGUCGGCAGGCGGGGCCCACAGCAGCCUGUCGCUGAGGAGGCGUGAAGACCCCCACGGAGGCUGGCAUCCCCCUGCCCCCACAAGCGGCCCCUCACCCCCAGGUCCCUGGGGCACUGCCCCCAUUAAAUACCACCC